Messenger RNA from Eurytemora carolleeae, 734 nucleotides. Its product is annotated as heparan sulfate glucosamine 3-O-sulfotransferase 1. The record is from RefSeq and is a predicted model, not a curated record. Gene Ontology annotation, molecular function: [heparan sulfate]-glucosamine 3-sulfotransferase activity. The coding region runs from base 239 to 595 and encodes 118 amino acids. The transcript is spliced from 7 exons. Lineage: Eukaryota; Metazoa; Arthropoda; Copepoda; Calanoida; Temoridae.
AGACGACAUUUGGUGUUGACUGUAUUUUGUCGGAUAGAAUGAUACAAAACUGGUUCUAAUAGUUCGAGAUCCUGUUACGAGACUAAUCAGCGAUUAUAACCAGUUUUAUCACAACUGGUUGGAGAAAGGGAAAGAGUAUCCUUCUUUUGAGUCCCAAUUGUUUACUCCAGAUGGUGAAAUUGAUGUAAACUACCCUCCUCUACAGAGAUCUUUAUACCACGUUCAUCUUGAGAGAUGGAUGAAGUUCUUUCCGUUGGAGCAGAUUUAUAUUGUGGAUGGAAACUCCUUUAUCAAGGAGCCUUGGGUUGAGAUUGAGAGAUUAGAAGAAUUUCUUGGAAUUCCACAUGAGGUCGGGAGCCAGAACUUUUAUUUUAACGAGACAAAAGGAUUUUUCUGCGGGAAGGAAACUAUACAAAACUUUAACUCCGACUGGACCUGCACCAGAAACAAGUGCCUCAGUAAAUCAAAAGGAAGAGCCAAGCUAGUUGUUAAGGACGACAUUAUGCGUCGUCUUUACACCUUUUUCGACCCUUACAAUCAGCUGUUCUUCUCCUUGGUCAAUAGAACAAACUUCAAGUGGGAGUAUAAACCUUAGGGUUGAUAUUAUAAUUGUCUAUAGUUUUUCAGGUUUAGAAAUUGUAAAAAUCAAUUAUAAUUAUGAGAACAAAAGAAGAAACUGAUGUAAACAAAUGUUCAAUUCUAAUCGAUUGUAAAAAUGUAAUAUAAAUUUUUUU